Messenger RNA from Haplochromis burtoni (Burton's mouthbrooder), 2064 nucleotides. Its product is annotated as myelin-associated glycoprotein. Lineage: Eukaryota; Metazoa; Chordata; Actinopteri; Cichliformes; Cichlidae. Bases 652 to 1779 code for a protein of 375 amino acids. The transcript is spliced from 12 exons. The record is from RefSeq and is a predicted model, not a curated record.
AAAUAAAGACAUGGAUUCCACGAUUACUACUAUUACUAACACCAUUACUACCUCAAAAUAUACUGCAUUGAAUCACAAUUCACGUGAAACAGUAGAAUAUUCUGGACCUUUGUUUGGGCACAUUUUCUCUGACUGGACAACUUUAAAUCUUUAUUGAAUACACCUGUUAGGCACCCUUUCUGAACUCUGUCUGAAUUGGUUAUUUUCUAUAGUGACUGUAUGAGUGCAUUUUGACCGUGUUUCAAUUAGCCUGCAGUUUUUUGUGUUGCCCCCAGAGGUCAGAGUGGGUAUCUAGGUCAGAGUAUCUAAUAGUAAAACAAAAUGCACCCAAAUAUGGAAGACACAGAACAACAGAGACCCCUCCCAGCAAUCUGCACAGACAAAUCAGUUGCUACCACCUCGAUAUCUGCUUUCAGGGUUUUUUUUCUACAUAGAGAAAUAAACUGACUUUGUUUUCUAUUCUGGUCGUUUGGUUUCUUCUUCUUUUCUUUUCCCCUUUUUUCCAUUUGACAGGGAAUCCAGUGCUAAUCAUCAUCAGACCAGAUUAGCUCACAUUAUUCUCAAGAAAGAGUACUGAGUGAAUGUUGCGUCUCAGAUCAGCCAGGCAGCAGCUUUAUCAGUGUCAAUCAAACAUCCCAACAUCAGAGAAGAAUGGCCAAGCAGAAACUUUUGAUGGGAUUCUUUCUGCUUUUUGCAGCCAUCUGUAGCUCUGUGUCCAGUGAUGAAUGGAAGGCCACUGUUGUAAAAAGCAUUGACGCUCUGGUUGGAUCCUGUGUUGUGGUACCAUGUUCAUUCUCCCAUACUGGAGGAAACCUGCCCUCCUCCAGACUCAGAGGAAUCUGGCAUGAAAAAAAUGACAAAAAAAGCAACAUCUAUCAUGAGGAUUAUACACUGAUUAAGGACAACUUUAAGGGCCGAACAAAGCUUGUGGGAGAUCUGGGCCAGAACAACUGCACCUUAGAAAUAACUCAAAUUAGAAAUCAUGACAAUGGCCCUUUCUGUUUCCGGGUUGAACUAGUGCGAACAGAAAACAAUGACCCCACCAAGGACAAGUUCUCCUUUGUUGAAGACUGCGUUGAGUUGAACAUGAUCACUGAGCCUCCAAAGCCUACAUUGAUCCAACCAAAGACAGCCACUCAAGGAGAGCCCUACACUGUCACCUGUUCAGUCAUCCACACCUGCCCCACUCAUGUUCCUAAACUCACAUGGAAUAUGGAUAGUACAAAGGUCAUUGUGCAUCAUAAAGAUAUUAAACAUGGAAACUGGGAGACACAGUCCAUCCUGACAGUUAUUCCUGAGGAGAAGGAUGACAACAGAGAGAUAACCUGCACUGCUGAAUUUAAUGGAGGGCUGAAAUCACCUGAAACUUUCACACUCCAUGUAAAACGUGUAGAGAACUAUAAUCACAUCAUCAUUCCCUCUGUGGUGGGGAUUGGUACCACUGUGGCCUUUGUACUCGUCUGCAUUUUCAUGACUAAAAAAUACAAAAAACGCAUUGAAGAGCUUCAAAGUCGAGAUGGCAGCAUGUGGAAUCGGCUGUCGAGGAUGUCUCGCAGGUCUAUUUGGAGCAGAUUUUCAAGAAGGCCUAAAGGGGACAUAGUAGAUUUUGGUCAUAGUCCAAACAAUGUGAAUUCGAAAUCCUGUGAUAACCAGAAAGUCACAAAACCUCGUUUCCCAUCUCCCAAAAGCCAGCCCAAAUCUUACAAUUACAAAGAGGACCCUGAUGAAGGUGAUGACUACAUUAAUACCGCAGACCUCAACAUCUAUGGAAACAUCUGAAAAACAAACAAAAAAAGAAGAAGAAAAAAAGCCAGCAAUUAAUGUUCUAAUAAAUUUAAAUAAGUAUAAAACAAAUCUAUGUGCACUCUUUAUGAUCACUUGUCCUUGGGAUUUCUCAUGCAUGUUUCUUGUGAUGAUGUCUUCUGUCCAUUAAUUACUAUAAUCCUGUAAUUUAUGUUGUUUGGUGUAACAAAUGCUUGUAUCCAUAAUUCUGCAAAAUAAUAUUUGUAAAAAUGCUACUCAUGUUUUGGCUGAAUAAAUCAACAUGAACCUUUUUUUAACUGA